Messenger RNA from Lipotes vexillifer (Yangtze River dolphin), 837 nucleotides. RefSeq names its product CD74 molecule (gene CD74). Gene Ontology annotation, cellular component: cell surface; cytoplasm; membrane. The transcript has 9 exons. Gene Ontology annotation, biological process: positive regulation of kinase activity; negative regulation of DNA damage response, signal transduction by p53 class mediator; positive regulation of type 2 immune response. Gene Ontology annotation, molecular function: macrophage migration inhibitory factor binding; MHC class II protein binding; cytokine receptor activity. Bases 1 to 837 code for a protein of 278 amino acids. NCBI's taxonomy places the organism in Eukaryota, Metazoa, Chordata, Mammalia, Artiodactyla, Lipotidae. The record is from RefSeq and is a predicted model, not a curated record.
AUGGAAGACCAACGCGACCUCAUCUCCAACCAUGAGCAGAUGCCCAUGCUGGGCCAGCGCCCCGCAGCCCAGGAGAGCAAGUGCAGCCGUGGAGCCCUGUACACAGGCUUUUCCAUCCUGGUGGCUUUGCUCCUGGCCGGCCAGGCCACCACCGCCUACUUCCUGUACCAGCAGCAGGGCCGCCUGGACAAGCUGACAGUCACCUCGCAGAACCUGCAGCUGGAGAACCUGCGCAUGAAGCUUCCCAAGUCCGCCAAGCCUCUGAGCAAGAUGCGGCUCAGCACCCCGAUGCUGGUGCAGGCACUGCCCAUGGAAGGCCCAGAGCCCAUGCAGAACGCCACCAAGUAUGGCAACAUGACGCAGGACCAUGUGAUGCGGCUGCUCCUGAAGGCUGACCCCCUGAAGGUGUACCCGCAGCUGAAGGGGAGCUUCCCAGAAAACAUGAAACACCUUAAGGACACCAUGGAUAGCAUGGACUGGAAGCUCUUUGAGAACUGGAUGCAUCAGUGGCUCUUGUUUGAAAUGAGCAAAAUCUCGCUGGAGGAGAAGCCUUUUGAAGUUCCACCAAAAGUACUGACCAAGUGCCAGAAAGAGGUCAGCCGCAUCCCUGACAUCCACCCGGGCACAUUCAGGCCCAAGUGCGACGAGAAUGGCAACUAUAUGCCGCUCCAAUGCUAUGGGAGCAUCGGCUACUGCUGGUGCGUCUUCCCCAACGGCACCGAGGUCCCCCACACCAGGAGCCGUGGGCACCAUAACUGCAGCGACCCACUGGAAAUGGAGGACCUGUCAUCUGGGCUGGGCAUGUCCAAGCAGGAUCUCGGUCAGGUCAUCCUGUGA